GCUGCAGCAUCCUACAGUAAUGCAUCACCGAAGCAAUUUAGCCAAUCCCACCGCUAGGUAUUAUAACCUGCCGUCCUGCCCUCCCUCAGCUUGGUUCCCGUACCUCUCCUCGUCUUGGCCAGCCGAAUCCCUGCUUCUCAGUUCUAACCGUCUCCAGGCCAUUUGUAUCACCCCCUUCUUCCUUGACCUCAUACGUUCAUUGUCUGCACUUAGCUAGGCCUCCAUAGUCUUCAUGAUGUACAGCCGUGGGCUCUCUGUCGUUUUCGCUGCCCUACCAGCUUUUGCUGCUGUCAAUGCGGCUCUGCCGGACAAUGGCUUAGACUUUCACAUUGCCUUGAUGAGUCGCCAAGCACCGGGAACACCAGCAUAUGAUUGCCACUUCAAUUGCGGCAGCACCAUCUCCGGAGGGCGCGUGGAGAACCACUGCGACAACUCCACAUGGGUCGAACUCUACGAAGCUUGCCUGGACUGCGCCCUGGAUUUUGAUAUAUGGCAAUACUACAGCAACGGCGUUACCAGUGCCGCCAGAGCCUGCGGAUUGAGCCCUACUCCGUCCCCUUCCGGUGACUCCGGUUCUUCAUCCUCGGCGACCGGCGCCGCUUCCACUUCUGCGUCCAUUUCUGCUGGAGUAUCUUCUGCGGGUACUACUGCUGCUCCAGGGUCUUCGAGCACCACUGCGGCUUUGAAUACGACAUUCAGCCUCCCGACAACUGCGCCCCCAAGUGAUACUGCCGCCACCGAAUCGACUGCGUCCCCCACAAGUUCUGUGAGCACUGCUGGUGCACCGGGAAGACAGAUGCAUGCUGCUGGAUAUAUGCGUGGUAUCUCAACUCUGGCGGGUGCCAUGUUUCUGGGGCUCAUUGGGCAGUGGUAGUCACCAUGGUGUUUACAAUCCUAGUAUGGGACUUUGCAUUGGGCCGACUUGCAUUUGGGAACCCCUACCAGGUAUAUGUUCUCCUAAUCAGUUACGAGGGGCUCGAUUUCAGGUGCUACCUAACUUAAGUCUGUAAUCUCGUAUCCGAACAACCUAAUAUGGAGCGGAUUGCUCAGCUCCGUUCUCUUAAAUCUCAGUUGGUGCGAUGUGUC
Molecule: messenger RNA, 1086 nt
Organism: Chaetomium strumarium
Lineage: Eukaryota; Fungi; Ascomycota; Sordariomycetes; Sordariales; Chaetomiaceae
Exons: 3
Coding region: 233-874 (213 amino acids)
Source: RefSeq, a predicted model, not a curated record